Messenger RNA from Onthophagus taurus, 4642 nucleotides. Its product is annotated as ral GTPase-activating protein subunit beta. NCBI's taxonomy places the organism in Eukaryota, Metazoa, Arthropoda, Insecta, Coleoptera, Scarabaeidae. The record is from RefSeq and is a predicted model, not a curated record. Gene Ontology annotation, molecular function: GTPase activator activity. Gene Ontology annotation, biological process: activation of GTPase activity; regulation of small GTPase mediated signal transduction.
UCAAAUGAAAUGACAGCUGACAGUUAAAUGACAGAUCAUCAAUAAAGGGAUUUUUAUGUAUUAAAAUGCAAUAAACUUUAAUUAUUUAAAAACUGGAAAACACUUUAGUGUUUAUAAACGAUCUACACAUGAAUUUGGGUAUAUUUAAUAGGGUCAACUUAAAGGAUAACACACAAAAUAGAGGGAUGUAUUCAGAAUGGACUUCCCUAAACCCACUGUUGGAGCAUUCAGAUUCAGACGAAAGUCGCAGUGUUUUACAAAAAUUCACCUCAUCAGCAAGCAAAGAAGUUACGAUUAAUAUCGUACGUCCUUUGGCGAGUAAUUUGGGGUUAACCCAACCGGCGGAACCAUGUCCUUUGCAAACGGACCGCGAGGUCCAAUGGUGUAUGGAAGCUAUUUGUUAUGGAUUAAGUUUACCUUUAAGCGAACAUGACACAAUUAAAGAUUGUGUGAAUGUUUAUUGUGAAUGGUUAUCUGGGUUAUUACCAAAUGUUAAAGUUUGUGUACCCAAACCGAUAUUGGAUGAUCCAAAUUUAUAUGCAAGGAAGAUUAUUAAACAUUUUUAUUACUUGUUUAUACCACGAACACCAGAAGACUGGCCAUUUAUAUAUCAGGAUAUUGGAAUCGAUACAAUAAAUAAACAAGCAGUUUUAUGCCACCGAGUUUUAAGAACCCUACAACAAGUCGCUCACGAAUCUCGAAUUUUAGAAAGCACCACUUGGGAAGCUCUCCUUCUAUUUUUACUGGCAAUAAACAACACUUUAUUAGCCCCACCAACCGUAAAGGACGACGUUGCUGAUCAAUUAUGCGAGCGGGUACUUAGCGUUUUAUUUGAAAUUUGGUUAUUGGCUUGCGCUAAUUGUUUCCCUUCACCUCCGCUUUGGAAAACAUUACGUGAGAGUUGUAUGAAUUGGAGACAUCGAAUUGCUUUGAUCGAGCAAUGGAAUAGGAUUAAUUUGGCUUUAACAUCUAAGUUGUUAAUUUUUAUGUAUGGACCAACAUUUCCUGAGUUAAAAAUUGGCGAAGAUGAUUUAAUUCCGCCAAAUAUGACCAAUGAUUGUAUUGCGCAAAGUUGGUAUCGAUUUUUAAACACCAUUGGAAAUCCAGUUUGUUUAACAAAGCCUGAAGUGAUUAGCCGCACCCCUACAUUUCUUCAUUUUGCGAUUAGUAGCGGCGUUGUGGAUCCGUGUCAUCAUUCGUCACUACAAGUUUUGCCAUUAAUCUUUUUGAAAGCAAUGAAAGGACUUGCAGGACAAGUUGAUGCUUUUUUAGGUAUAGCACAGCCGGUUUAUUGGGAGGCGAUGGUGAUGGGUGUUGGUAUAGACAAAAAUAAGGAUUUUUCAAUACAAGCAAGUACACCUUCUGCACACACUCCUACACCCCCAGCACAACGUCGUAUUGCAAAAAGUUUCAGUGUUGCUCCUUCUUCUAUUUCUAAGGGUAUUCCAAAAACAUCUUUAAUCGGAUUAACAAGCAGUCGAGCUUCUACAAGCAUUCCAAAUUCCGUUCCAAGCUCGGGACCAUCAUCAACGUCAAGCAUAUCAUCUUUAAAUUCGCUGGUUUAUGAAUCAAAAGUGAAGUUAGCCCCAGGUCGACCAAAAUGCAACAGCAUUUUACACUUAUUUGGAGAAUGGCUUUUCCAAGCUGCUUUUAUUGGAACCGAUUUAAAUUCACGUUCAUCUUCAGAAAUAAAUAAACGACCAAAUUCAAUAAUAAUGGAAACUAAACCGGAUUCAUUAUCCGAAAUUCCGGAUCUCCCAUUGGCGAUAACGAUCGAUAAAUAUGAAAGUGGUCGUGCUGAAGCUUUGGGAACUUUAUGUAAAAUAAUGUGUUCGAAGAAAACGGGGGAGGAGUUAUUACCGGUUUAUUUAGCCCGAUUUUAUUUGGCGAUUCAGCACGGAUUAAAAGUAACUACGAAUCACGAAUGUGGCGAAUGCAUGGUGGCGAUUUUAAUGAAUUCGGCGGAUUUGUUUCGAGUGGAUUUAGAUGGAAUUCGAAGCUUGUUAUCGCCGUUUAUUCGCGCUUUGGAAAUUGUUUUAGCGGAUAAAGAUAUUAAGUUAAAUCCCAACGUUGCGAAAGUAGAAUUAAGAAGAUCGUCGAUUCACAUUUUGUUAUCAAUUUUGGUUUUACCGUUACAUUUUCAAAACGCUACAAUUAAGCCGCUUAUAAAUACGGGAUCAGAACGUUCCACAACAUUUUCUGAGUUAAAACCACAAUUAAUGAAUUUGAUAAUGAACGCACUUUAUUUAGAAACUGAUCCACAUAACACUCACAUGUUAUUAGGGGGGCUUUUUCUUUGCGUUCAAGAUUCCGCUAUUUUCGAAACUAUCGAGUCGAUUACUCAACCGUCAACGGAAACUUCGUCAAAUCUUUUAGCUUCGGUAUCGGACACUGCUAGCACAGUGAGCGCUGCCAGCAGUUUUGAUCGGCACUCGCACAACUCCGAUUCAAUGGGACUCCCCGCUGAUUUAGCAGAUGUCCAAAUUGACUCAGCGCACGCAAUGUUCGUAAGAGCAACUUACUUAGUAUGUCAUCGCUUAAUAUCGACAUGGAAAACGGAUUUAAACGUCUCAUUAGCCGCUUUAGAAUUACUUUCCGGAUUAGCUCGAAUUCACAUCAAAGAUUCUGAUGCUUUAGAGUGUAAACGAGCUGUUAAAUGGUUAUGCGACUACAUUGUGCAUCAAUGUUCAAGACCACCACCCGCUCAUUCCAAAGAUCUUCACUCAACAAUCGUUGCGGCUUUCCAUUGCUGUUCAAUUUGGCUUUUAGAACACCCGUAUUUGUUGAAAGAUAAAGAUUGCCUCGCCACGGUUUUAGACGUAGCCGAAUUAGGAAUAUCGGGAACUAAAUCGAUAACAAAACCGGGCGAUCCCGUUAAAAUGAAAGAAGAAAAAGAAUUAAAACCCGUUUCAAUGCGCGUUAGGGACGCCGCUGAAAAUUUAUUGAUGCUAAUUUUAGAACAAGUCGGGUAUUUUCCGAGCGAAUGUGGCCCCGAAUCGAUUUCGUCGCUUUUAGAUGAAGUAUCUUUGCUUCAACAUUGCAACUCUUGGCUCGGUGAUGGAAACAACCAAGAAAAAGCGGUGGAGAAGUUUCGAUAUUUCGUUACUGAAGGCUCGGUUAUGCUAGCUUUGUUGGAAGAACCGUUAGGAAACGAUCAAGAUCCUCAACCAACGGUUACUAUUUUAAUUCGAGGUCCAUUUGGACGCCACGCUUGGACGAUGCAAUUAAGACAUUUACCAAGACAUCGAUCGGGGACGAAGUAUCAUGGAAAUAAUUUAGGGAGGCCCGUUGUUAUGAGCGAAACUCCUAAUCGGCCGGAGAUUAAACAAAAAUAUUUCCCGGAUAGCGUUGAUAGAAUUUCACAAUGCAAAGUUGAUCAAUCAAUUCCUUCGUUAGAAUCAGUUUUGCUCGAUGAUGAAGCGAAUGCCGAUAUCACGAAAUUAGCGGGGUUAUUAGAAAAGCAAUGUUUAGCUGAAACCAAUUUAGCCUCAACGUUACUUCAAACGGUCGAAAAUGUUCCUCCUUCGGUAAUUCAUGAAUUUCAAACCGCAAGAUUGUUUUUGUCGCAUUUUGGAUUACUUAAUUUAGACAACAACAACGAUUCUGAACAAUCAACGAGAAAUUUAAUCGCUUUAGACAGUAGCGACUCGGAUUUUUGCAAAGAUCUCCUCGCUUUAGAUAAUAUGAGUCCGAGAACUUGCGAUACAGUUCACAUUUUCUACGUAAAAUCCCAACAAACCACCGCUCAAGAAAUCGUAAACAACGCAACUGAUUUAAGCGGGAUAAACCCGCAUUUUUUGGAGUUUAUAAAAUCGUUGGGUUGGCCCGUAGACGUUGAUAAGCAUCCAGGUUGGACGGGGCAUGUUUUAACCAGUUGGAAAAACAUCAAAAAUAAUAAUAAUAACGAUACUAAUAAUAAAUCGUUAAUUUUUGAUGGGCAAAAUCAAGUUUUAUAUUGGGCCGACGCUUGCUCAGAAAUCGCUUUUGUUGUACCAUCACAAAUAAAACCGAUUCAUAAUUCUGGUGGAUCUUUAGAACAAUCAAGUUUUAAUGCAAAUUCUUUAUCAUCGUGGAAUGAAAAAACAUUCAUUGAACCCCUCGCUAGAGAUAAACGCACACUCUCUCUUGAUUUAGACCAAAAAAGUGUUCCAUUAAGAAAACCACCACUUAGAUGUAGCCUCCAUCCUCACACAAACACGAAAAUUAUGGUUGUUUGGUUGGAAAGUUUUGAGGAUCAUCUUAAUUUACCAAUUACUGAUUUAGUAGGAUGUAUGUCAACUGGUUUAGAGACUGGAUCACGUUCAAGCGACGUUUUAGUUAUUGGAUUACAUUUGAUGGCUUCUGGAUUGCUUCGGGUGCAUCUUCAAGGGCCAAAUAGCCGAGUGGGGUUAGCUUCACCUUUAGUAGAUGGAAUGGUGAUUAAUCAGAGGUCUUUAGGACCGUUGGUGAGACAUACAGCUUUGAAUAUGUCGAGAAGAAAACGAUUAGAUUCAGAAAAUUAUCAGCCACCACACUUAAGAAGGAGAUUAAAAGUACAAGAAAUUGUACAAAAAUACAAGAGGGAAAUGACGUUACCCGAAUUAUUAACUUAUUUAUUUAGUAAUAUUUAAUUUUUAAUAUAAUUUUCUUGUUAACAAAAGUA